AUGACGCGGAAAAUCUUCCAGGUGCAAUUGCUCGAGAAUCUCGAGGAUCAGCCGGUUGAGUACGCUGGAAAAGAGUGGGAUUCCGAGAAGUAUCCAUGGCAGACGGUAGCGAAAUUGGUCAUCCCCAAGCAAGAGAGUUUGACGAGAAAACGAACCAAUCCUGGGUUGACGAUCUUCGUAUUGAUCCGUGGCACGGCCUUGUCAAACUUCAACCUCUUGGGAGCCCGAACAGGCUUCGACGUAGAGGUGGGCAAGCUGGCAUUCCAUCUUUUGCGGUGUGGCCGUUGA
This is a messenger RNA of Verticillium dahliae VdLs.17, 288 nucleotides long. RefSeq lists its product as uncharacterized. The record is from RefSeq and is a predicted model, not a curated record. Gene Ontology annotation, molecular function: heme binding. Lineage: Eukaryota; Fungi; Ascomycota; Sordariomycetes; Glomerellales; Plectosphaerellaceae. Bases 1 to 288 code for a protein of 95 amino acids. The transcript has a single exon.